AUGGACACUAACUGUAACCAACCAUUAGUUUAUAAUUUAUGUUUAGAGACUUCAGCCUUAUAGAAAUACAACCAGGCAGCCAAGAAUGGUAUGACUUAACAUGGUGAACAGCUCUUGCAAUCAAGUAAAUUUUCAUUAUUUCUUCUUUAAGAUAUUAAUAACCUUUGCAGAAACGAUUAAAUCAAGGCUAUCAUCAUCAAGGAGAUGAAAAACGUCUACAAAGUCCCUGAAGCAGCAUUUUCUGAUAUGGAUUUUAAUGGAAAGGGAACCGUUUAUGAGCAAGAUUUCUUCAAAACUUUGUUGAUUUACAGACUUCCAUUUUCAACUGAAGAGCUACAGGAGUUCUUUAAAAAGGAAAGAAUAUUCUAGCAAAGACCCGAUGGAUCUAUGGACUUUGAACUCUUUAAGAAGACUUUUUUCCCUUCAAGAGAUCUCAACGGAGGAGGUUAACAUGCAGACCAUGAUCUUGAGGAUAAAUUAAAGGCAGAUGAAUUAAUCAAUAUGAAGGAUGAUAAAAAAUCAACCUAGAUAAUCUCAGAUAGAAUAAGGGUAAUUGAAGAAAAAAUAAGAUAGAAAUUCGCUAACAAUUGGACAUCUGUAAGAAAAGCAUUCUUAGAUGUCGAUCAAGAUUAUGAUGGUUUCAUCACAGCCGAGGACAUGGCAAAGUUUUAUGGAGCUAGUGCUGACUUCAAAGAUAUUUAGACAAUGCUUAAAAAUAGAGAUUCAAAACGAUUAGGCAAAAUUGAUUUCAAAGAUUUUUGUAAAUGGAUGGGCACUGCUAUUGAGCCUUGUGAGGGCUUCUACUUUAGGCAUGACAGUGUUAAAAAUCCUCUCUAUGAAAACAACAUCAGAAAACAGAUUGAAUAAAAUUCAAAAUCUGUAUAAAAAGUUACUGAUUAGCUUAUCAAUAAUAACCUCAUGAAGACUGUUUUAGAAAAAUUCUAAUUGCAAUGGAAGAGUAUUAAAAAAGCCUUUUCAGAUUUAAAUAAAGGUAAAACUGGAGCGAUAAACCCCAAUGAAAUUAAAUAGUACUUGCAAAAUUGGGGUCUUACAAUUACUGAGGACCAGUUCAAGGAUAUUUAUGAUUUCAUAGAUUUUGAUAAAGAUGGGAAAAUUACUUAUGAAGAUCUCUAAAAUAGUGUGGGAAAGCACAUUUGCCCUGAAGAGUUUUUAUAUUUCAGAUAAGAUAUUCCACCUGCUAAGUUAAGGACUUGUAAGAGCGAGAACUGUUGGAAUUAAACCAAGGGAAUGGGUCAAUACUGUACUCUACAUUACACUAUCCUUAGAACUAAAGCUGAGUAAUUCAUUCUAGGGAAAACUUAAAAGAGACUUGGAAAGGAUAAAUAUUCUUAAUUAGUUCAACAAAUUGCUUCAAAAUCAAAUUCUACUACCAAUAUAAUCCUGAUGCCAUAGCUUGAAUCAAUCUUGAAUUAAUUUGGUGUAUAUUUAAGUGAGUCCGAAAAGAAAAUAUAUAUUGAAGGAUAUUCUACGAAAGCUGAUCAAUAAUAUGAUUCGAUCUAAGUUAGUAUUGAAAAAAUUACAUAGUUUGAGAGAACAUAAUAACUUGGCAAAAUCUACGAUCAAGUAAAUCUUGAGGCAUAAGAAGAUGAAGAGGACGAAGAAAAUUACAAAGAUUUUGAUGCUAUAGCAUCCCUCGGAGGCAUGGUCUAGAAAUAAACAGCCAAACUUGACCCUAUUACAGAGGAGUAUCUGAUAACUUUAAUCAAUAGGGACAAUAAAUUGGCUAUCAUAGUGAGAGAUAUUAAGAAAAUCGAUAAGGACAACAAUGGGUAUGUUCUCAUAAAUGAAUUAAACAAGAUUUUCAAGACUCAUUAUUAAAGAGAACUAGAAGGAAAGACUCUAAAUAAAGUACUAAGGCCUUUCAGUAGUAUUUAGAAUAAACAACUUAUUGAUUAUAAAAAAUUCAAUCUUCAGCUAUUGCAAAAAUUGAAAACAAAAGAAUUAGAGAACUAUAAUUCUACAUCUGCUUUAGAUCAAGUAGCUAAUCUUAAGGAACAUAUUGAUGUCACCUUUAGCCCAUCUUCACCAGCUAGUGGAUAGAGAAUGGGAGCAAUCGCCAGUCUAUUCCAAGAAAAUAAUAACACUAGAAAUAAUAUGAGAAAGAGCUUUACUGAAAUGAAUCAAGCAAUAACAAAAUAAUUUGAGCCGAAGAAAAAUUCAGAACAAAAGCCAUAAUAAGCAAUAAGUAAGAUUGCUCUAGAACCAAUUAAGGCUUAUGAACAUUAAAAUAUCCCGAAAACAACAGAAAGUCCAAAAGGUGGUCCUUAUAGAAUGAAGCAUCAUAGAGAGAACAGCCAAUCACCCUCUCCUCCAAGAGAUUUUGGAAACGGACCUGCUAGUGUUUUCGGCGGAAAGUCCUCUGGUUUCGAAUCUUUCAGAAGCAGUGUACCAGGUCUUGGGCCUCUUGAAAUCAUCAAGUAAAGAUUAGCAUACGAAUGGAAGAACAUCUAUAGAGCCCUUGCAGCAGUUGAUAUUAACAAUUCAGGCUGUGUUACCUCAAUGGAAUUCCAAAAUACUGUUUCAAAGAAUAGAGUUUACAUGACUAGAGAAGAAUUCAAGAAACUUCAGAGCAUAUUUGGGGAAGAUGGAUCAGACUUGAUAAAUUAUAACCAGUUGUCACUUUAACUUGGGCUCCAUAAGGCAUCAAUGGACUUCAUGCAAGGAUCCAAGGCUAAGAACCUUAAAGUAGCUGCCUAAAAGCUGAAGGCGAUGCAUGUAACUCACAAUGGGCAGUUUCUCCUCGAUCCCAUCUAAAAGCCUCCCAUGACAGAGAGGGGCAACCUAAUCGGUAAAGGUAGCUUAAUGAAGAGCGGGUCCACGAGUGUCCUUCUCAAUAAUGGGAAAAUGGUGACUGGCCCAGCUGCCAUCGGACAAAAUAAGGGGCUAAUUCUAAAGAUGCUCAAGAAUUACGAUAUUGACGGUACUGGCCUCGUAUCUACUUAGAACUUAUCAAAGGUAUUCAAGCUCAUAGGGGUUCCUCUUGAAAAUAAGGUAAGCAUUAACUUUAAAACUAACUAUGAUUUAGAAUCUUGA
This is a messenger RNA of Stylonychia lemnae, 3054 nucleotides long. NCBI's taxonomy places the organism in Eukaryota, Ciliophora, Spirotrichea, Sporadotrichida, Oxytrichidae. The record is from the annotation of a GenBank genome assembly.